UGAGCAUUCACUCAACGUCACGAUGCCAGCCCGCCCUAUGACAUGAAACUUUGUUAUGUCUUCAUUGCACAAUCCUCUAAAAGAAAACAUUACGCCGCCCUCAAGCUUCAUAAGUACGCCUUUGACACCUCCACCAACGCACGACAAAGCCUUCACGCAGGCUCCCCGAAUCGUCGCGCUUUUCAAGGAUAUCCAAGCUGGAAGACACGUGAAGCAACACCCGUGGACUGAAUUUCAGCUCGCGAAAGGGGAGUAUGACGAGUUAGAGCACCGGCUUGGGCGGGACGAGUCGCUGUUUGGAUUCGUCAAGGACAAAAUCCGAUAUGAUUACGACGCACGGCGUUAUCGACUUGUCGUACGCAUGCCGUCUGGCAUACAUGAAUCGUUCCUCGCUCGUGUUGAAGAUGCGAUCUACAGCCAGCUGAAACUGAUUCGUGAGGGAUCGAACAGCGCUGCAAUUUUUGCACAUAAGGUGCACCCAGCUCGUUCUACUGAAAUUCGUUUUCCAGUCGACGAUGCACCGCCUAAUACGGAGUCGAAACAUGAGCCGGAUUCCUCUUUCUGGCACGACGACGCACAAUUCCCUGGUGUAAUAAUUGAAGUGGCAUAUUCGCAGAAGAGGAAAGAUUUGGGCCGGUUAGCUGAAGAAUAUCUUCUAGAUUCGGACGCUAGCGUACAAGUUGUUGUCGGGCUGGAUAUUGAAUACGGAAAAGGCUCACGCAAAGCGACGUUGUCGACGUGGCGAACCAACCUGUUUCAUACUGCUGAUGGAGAUGAGUUACGGGUAGUUGAAGAAGUUGUAGAUGAGAUCUUCCGUGACGAUCAAGGAAACCCCACUGACCACCCAGGGCUGCGGCUCCGCCUUAGCGAUUUCGCUUACGAAGAACUGGCACAUAAUGAGAUUAGGGAGCAGGAUCAAGAAUUAAUUGUUUCUGCUCAACAACUUUGCCAAUACCUUACUGCGGCGGAGAGCAAGGUACAACAGGCGGGGUCACUUGGCAAGCAUUCGAUUGCCCCUGGAGUCAAGAAGAGGAAGAGGUCAGAAACGCCCCCAGAAGAGAUUACUUCAGGUGAUGAAGCAAGAUAUAUCAAGCAAGAGGAGAGAGCCGCGAAGCGGAUGGCGGACGAAGAUCCCGACUUCGAGGAUACGUCAAGCAAAAGUCUGUCAGAGUAAAGUAGAUAUUUUUUGAUCGUGGCUUGUGAUCGCCUUUGACAAAUUUCUCCUCCGUCUCCUAGAGUCGCGGAGUCUAGAAUGGGGUAAAAGUGGGAGUAACACAAUUUCACUAUUGUUGUCUGUGCUAUAGAGUGGGAGGUUGCGAGGCGAUCUACGCCCGCCACAAGUCUAUCUCAACCUCUUCCUCCUCCACACCAAAAUAACUUCAAC
This is a messenger RNA of Lindgomyces ingoldianus, 1384 nucleotides long. RefSeq lists its product as uncharacterized. NCBI's taxonomy places the organism in Eukaryota, Fungi, Ascomycota, Dothideomycetes, Pleosporales, Lindgomycetaceae. The transcript is spliced from 3 exons. The record is from RefSeq and is a predicted model, not a curated record. The coding region runs from base 56 to 1174 and encodes 372 amino acids.